Molecule: messenger RNA, 237 nt
Organism: Trichomonas vaginalis G3
Lineage: Eukaryota; Parabasalia; Trichomonadida; Trichomonadidae
Exons: 1
Coding region: 1-237 (78 amino acids)
Source: RefSeq, a predicted model, not a curated record
AUGGACACAGACACAGGCAUGCACCAAAACCAACAGUUCAAAAUCCAGCACAGCAACCAACAGUUCAAAAUCCAGCACCACAACCAACAGUUCAAAACACUGCACAGCAACCAACAGUUCAAAACCCUGCACCACAACCAGCACAGCAAACAACAGUUCAAAACCCUGCACAACAACAACCACAAACAGAGCAAGGACAUAAAAGAAGUAGAGAACAAGGAAACCAAGAAUUCUUAA